ACGCGGCGAUAUCAGUAUCUGCCGUUGUGCGUGCUGCCUGAAAGAUUACUUUUUAUUGAAAAAACACACACGGAAAGUCUUAUGGAGUGUGUGGAGAGAUGCAUUAAAUCAGUUUGUUUAUAGAUAAUUUUUCUUAAGAUUGGAGAGCCAUCCAACGGUUGUAGGUGAACAAAAAGUAAGAAGUUUUAUUUAUAUGCCAAGGUAGCCAAGUUGCUGAACGAAGAUUUAACGAUCAGCAAUGGCCGGAAUUAAAGGUUAAUUUUUUGGCAAUUGUUUAAUCUCGCCUUUUCGUAAAUGCUUGCAAAUUAAAUCGCCAAAUUUCGGCGUAUUAUUUCGAUAUAUCAUGAUUUUGAGUUGUAAAUUCUUUCUGUUUAUAUUAGUCAUCUUCGCGUGGGAGGACGACAAGGGUUUUUAUGAUUUGCUUGCGAACGUGUAAACAUAAUGAUACUUAAAAAAUUAUUUACUUACCUUGUAAUGUUUGUUGACCUAUUUUUAUGAUUUCUUUAACCUUCUCCUUAAUAAGUAUGCUGUUGAAUGAAAAAUGAAUGAAAGAAUUUACUAGACCUGAUGCGAAUGUUAAUGCUUCAUGAAAAUAAAUUACUAUUGAGAUCUCAUUACUAUUUACUAGUUUUUCCAUAUUUUUUUGUUUUCUCUUAUGUAAUGUAAAAUGUAUUCAUAAUGAAUUUAUGUUCUAUGUUGUUGAUACUGGAUGAUUGAAACAUGCAGCGCUAGUCACUUUAGCUUUUGCUGGUUCAAUUGGUAUGACAUUUGUUAUUUUAGGUUGUGCACUGCCAACUUAUAAAGUCUGGUGGCCAUUUUUUGUAGUAUUAUUUUACAUCUUAUCUCCAAUUCCAACUCUUAUUGCAAGACGUUACUCAGAAGAUGGUGGAUCAAGUAAUCCAUACACGGAAUUGGCAAUAUUUAUUACAAUGGGUCUGGUAGUCUCAUCCUUUGCUCUUCCUAUUGUAUUAGCAAGAUCUCCUGAAGAUCCACCAGCAAUUAAAUGGGGAGCAUGCUAUUUAACAUUAGCAGGCAAUGUUGUGGUAUAUUUAACUAUCAUUGGCUUCUUCAUAGCUUUUGAUCACGAGGACUCAGAUUACAGCAUGUGGUGAUGCGUUUCAAAUAUGUAUUUAUUUGUUAUGGAUCAUUGAGAAAUGAAUGUUCAAAGUAUUGAUUGACUGAUGGCUACGCUUUCUAUUACAAAUACACAUAAACCAUUAUCUACUGCUGCGUGUAUAGAUAAAACUACUGCAACUAUAUAUAUUAUUUUUCUGAGAUAAUUUCUCAGAUGUAAUCGUAUCAAUACAUAAUUUAUAUAAAUCGUUUGUAUCAUAUUUGUACACUAUGGGUACAUAAUGUCAAUUGCUUCAUUGUCUUGUAAUGUUUUUUUUCACAUUUAUCAAAUUUUGGUUUAUUCAAAUCAUACGACUGAAAUUGAACAUAAGAAGAUUUUCUUGUUUAAUAAUUCCAAUUUUUUAAUAAAAUAAUACCAUGUUGGUAAAUUUUGAUACCUACUAAUAAUAAAAUUUAAGAUUAUUCUAUAUUAAUAUAUAAAUUAAUGAAAACAUCAAAAACGUGUACCAUAAAUAACUAUUGUGAUUAUUUA
This is a messenger RNA of Phymastichus coffea, 1606 nucleotides long. Its product is annotated as leptin receptor gene-related protein. The record is from RefSeq and is a predicted model, not a curated record. Gene Ontology annotation, cellular component: endosome. The transcript has 5 exons. The coding region runs from base 762 to 1112 and encodes 116 amino acids. NCBI's taxonomy places the organism in Eukaryota, Metazoa, Arthropoda, Insecta, Hymenoptera, Eulophidae. Gene Ontology annotation, biological process: late endosome to vacuole transport via multivesicular body sorting pathway.